Messenger RNA from Echinostoma caproni, 615 nucleotides. The record is from the annotation of a GenBank genome assembly. Lineage: Eukaryota; Metazoa; Platyhelminthes; Trematoda; Plagiorchiida; Echinostomatidae.
AUGAUGAUUGUCAUAAAUUUAAUUCUCGUAAUAGCUCUAUCCUCGUGCGAGGAUAGUGGUAUCGAUUUACUCCCAGGUGGCAAACUGUCUGAUCUCCAGUAUGCAGACGACAUUGUGCUACUAAGUCAAGAUCCAGGUUGCAAGUUGCAAGCUUUUCUGAAUAGUUUGAGUACUAGUGUAGCCAUGUUCGGUAUGCGUUUGGCACCUUCGAAGUGCAAAAUGUUGUUACAAGAUUGGUUUGGUCCAGCCCCCAACCUCACUCUGACUGGGGAAGACAGUGAAAGUUUGAAAAAAUCUGCGAGUCAGCAAGCAGCUGAACUUAAGUCUGCUAAUACUCGGUUGCACCGGGCCGCGGAAGAGACGGAACGUUUGAAAGCGGAGCUGGACAAAGUGCGCAGUUCUGCUCGAGAGGGAACUGAUUCGUUAAAACAUACCAUUGAAAAACUGACCACAGAUAAUCGCCGGUUGGAACGCCAAAAAGCAGAACUGCUCAGCGCAUUUAAAAAGCAAAUGAGAUUAAUUGAUGUCUUGCGACGUCAAAAAUACACAGUUCCUCAAUUCGGCACUGGAUUUGUGGGUUCAUCACAUAAGGAUGUGCGUCGUAUGGAUCACUAG